GUGCGUUAUGGAGCUGCGAGUAGCCGAGCUGAAGCUCAAGAUUGAGGACACGCUUUCUCCCUUUGGAUUCGAGGUUUAUCCCUUCCAGGUGGCAUGGUACAAUGCAGUUCUGCCUCCAGCUUUCCAUCUGCCCCUGCCAGGAUCUACCUUGGCCUUCCUGAUCCUCAGCACUCCUGCCAUGUUUGACCGGGCCCUCAAGCCCUUCUUACAGAGCUGUCACCUUCAACCUCUGACAGACCCCGUGGACCAGUGUGUAGCCUAUCACCUCAGACGAAUGAGAGAGAACCUCCCAGAUGUACAGAUGGAAGUCAUUGCUGACUAUGAAGUACAUCCCAACCGACGCCCCAAAAUUCUGGCCCAGACAGCAGCCCACGUGGCAGGGGCUGCUUACUACUACCAACGGCAGGAUGUGGAAGCUGAUCCCUGGGGAACACAACACAUAUCAGGUGUGUGCAUACACCCCCGGUUUGGGGGCUGGUUUGCGAUUCGGGGAGUAGUGCUGCUGCCAGGAAUAGAAGUGCCGGAUCUGCCUCGCAGGAAGCCUCUUGAUUGUGUACCAAAGAGAGCGGACCGAAUCUCACUGUUGGAAGGUUUCAACUUCCACUGGCGUGACUGGACUUACAGGGAUGUUGUGACACCAGAAGAGCGCUACUCAGAAGAGCAGAAAACCUACUUCUCCACUCCACCUGCCAAACGCUGGACCUUGUUGGGUUUGACCCAGGCCCCAGGGCCUUGCUCAGAGUCUCCUGAAUUUCCCUUCACCACACUCAAUCCCAAACCUCAGAAUUCUGGUACGAAUGAGGGCUGGCUCAGCCCCAGAGUCUCACCACCUCCAACUCCUGGUCCUUGAUUCCCUUUCUUCCAUGAGAUGCCUUAUUUAUAUUGUAAUAAUAAUAUUAGUAAUAAUAAUAGUAAUAAGUAAA
Suncus etruscus (white-toothed pygmy shrew) is the source of this 923-nucleotide messenger RNA. It is a transcript of the gene MMACHC, whose product is annotated as metabolism of cobalamin associated C. The transcript has 4 exons. Gene Ontology annotation, biological process: cobalamin metabolic process. The coding region runs from base 8 to 850 and encodes 280 amino acids. Gene Ontology annotation, molecular function: demethylase activity; cyanocobalamin reductase (cyanide-eliminating) (NADP+) activity; FAD binding. Gene Ontology annotation, cellular component: cytoplasm. NCBI's taxonomy places the organism in Eukaryota, Metazoa, Chordata, Mammalia, Eulipotyphla, Soricidae. The record is from RefSeq and is a predicted model, not a curated record.